AUGUCCGAAAGCAACACGCAGCUGGAGGAUACGCUCUCAGCAGACGCAGGAGCCCUCUCACUCGAUGCCGACAACAAAGGUCCGCAACUGGACUUCUUCGAGCAGCCUAGAGACGACGAGAUCGAUUACGAUGCGGAGGACGGUGACACUUCCGACUGGUUCGGGUCGGAUGAGAUAGAGCCAGAGGCCGAGAGGGUUCUCGUCGUCGGAGAACCCGAGAUUCGCAGGCGCCUCACCACUUUCCUCAAGUCCAAACCGAGUCUUGCUACUUUCUUCUCGGGCGAUCUGAAGGCUGAGGCGGAGAAGGCAACGGCUAUGGCAAACAAGUUGAUCACUGAAGAGAAAUGUCCCGAUAAGGAAGUGGCGAGGGAGCUGUCGCUGCUUUCGAUGUAUGAUCUCGUGCUAUUGAUCGAUGACUCCGCAUCCAUGAUGGACGAAGAAGACGGCAAGCGCAUCGAUACCCUCAAGAUGGUCGUGGACAGCAUCUGCAAGGUCUAUCAACACGCUAGACCGGAUGGUAUCGUCUCCGUCAAGUUCCUCAACGCGCUGCAGGGCAGGAAAAAUGUCAAGAACUCGGCGAUCCUCAAUGACCAUCCAUGGGAGGGAGUUACCAGAAUCGGUUCCCAGGUCAAGAAGAUUCUAGACAACUUCGUCUUUGCCAAGGGCAAGAAGCUUGAACGGCCAUUGCUCAUCAUGGUGAUCACCGAUGGAGAAAUCCAAGGCGAACGCAAAGACACAUUGACAUCAGUGAUAUUCCGGUGUAUGGAGGCGCUCAAAAAGAAGAAGCAAGACCACGCUGUCGCGUUCCAGUUCUCCAAGGUCGGAAACGACACCAAGGCUGGAAAGUUCCUCAGAGAGCUUGACGAACACGACCAAAUCGGGAAAUAUGUGGACUGUCUCCUCGAGAAACAACUCGAAGAUAUCGAUGACCCGGAGGAGAAGUGGUCGACGCUUCCCAAGCUACUCCUCGGUGCCAUCAGCGAAAUGUGGGACGAGCAGGACACCACGGUCAAAGCAUUCGCCGUGGAUGGUGGAGCCAAGGCCCGAGAGGAGCUGUCAGAUAUCGAGUAA
Tricharina praecox is the source of this 1071-nucleotide messenger RNA. RefSeq lists its product as uncharacterized. NCBI's taxonomy places the organism in Eukaryota, Fungi, Ascomycota, Pezizomycetes, Pezizales, Pyronemataceae. The record is from RefSeq and is a predicted model, not a curated record. Bases 1 to 1071 code for a protein of 356 amino acids. The transcript has 6 exons.